AUGCCCCUCCCCGCCGCCGCCGCCGCCGUCGUGGCCGUUGCUCUCUUCAGCAUGUGCCGCUCCGCUUCGGCGCUGACGGUUCAGUGCCACGGGGCGCCCGGCGCGCAGACGCCCACGAUCCUGACGACCGACUACGAGACGCUGUCCAACGACAUCCUGAGCAACAACUUCAACCCGCCGCUCUCGGACCCGAUCAAGCUGGGCCCCGUGCAGCAGCAGCCGUUCCCCAACAUCGGUACCGCGAGCGCCUGCCUCAGCAACGACUUCAUCUUCGAAAGCGCCAGCAUCGCCCUGAGCGACGUCCAGGCCGCAGCCGCCGCCAUCUUCUCCCAGUGCUUCCUCGUCCCCGGGGUCACCUCCGGUACGGGUGGACAGUCGACGCUGACCUCCAACGACGGGAGCGGCAUCACGGUCAUCUUCAAUGUCGCUCCGCCGGGGUUGGCGUGCUAA
This is a messenger RNA of Cladophialophora immunda, 450 nucleotides long. RefSeq lists its product as uncharacterized. Lineage: Eukaryota; Fungi; Ascomycota; Eurotiomycetes; Chaetothyriales; Herpotrichiellaceae. Bases 1 to 450 code for a protein of 149 amino acids. The record is from RefSeq and is a predicted model, not a curated record. The transcript has a single exon.